AUGCUGCACCUCAAAGUCCAGUUUCUGGAUGACUCCCAGAAGAUCUUUGUAGUUGAUCAAAAAUCCUGCGGGAAAGGGCUGUUCAACCUCACCUGCAGCCACCUCAGCCUUGCGGAGAAGGAGUACUUCGGGCUGAAGUUUCGCAGCCAGGCUGGGAACCACGUCUGGUUGGAACCACUAAAACCCAUAACAAAGCAAGUCAAAAUGGACCCCGGCCAUCUGAGAGAAGAGCUGACCAGCGCGGCGCUGCUCGUCUCCCACCUGCUGCAGUCCGAGCUGGGUGACUUCCAUGAGGAGACAGACCAGCAGCACCUGGCCACCCACAGGUACCUGCCCAACCAGGAGUACCUGGACAACAAGAUCAUGCACUACCACCGGAGACACGGGGGGAAGACGCCGGCCGAGUCAGAUGCCCAGCUGCUGGACGUGGCCAGGAAACUGGAGAUGUACGGGAUUCGCCCGCACCCCGCCAGCGAUGGCGAGGGGAUGCAGAUCAACCUGGCCGUGACGCACAUGGGGGUGCUGGUCCUGCGGGGCAACACAAAGAUCAACACGUUCAACUGGUCCAAAAUUCGCAAACUGAGUUUCAAGAGGAAGCAUUUUCUCAUCAAGCUCCAUGCCCACGUCUCUGCGCUGUGCAAGGACACGCUGGAGUUCACUAUGGCGAGCCGGGACGCCUGCAAGGCUUUCUGGAAGACGUGCGUGGAGUACCAUGCCUUCUUCAGGCUGUCUGAAGAGCCCAAGUCAAAGCCCAAAGCCCUUCUGUGCAGUAAGGGCUCCAGUUUCCGAUACAGUGGGAGGACGCAGAGGCAGCUGCUGGAGCAUGGGAGGAAGGCGAAGAUGAAGAGCCUGCCCUUCGAGAGGAAACACUACGCGUCCCGUUACGACGAGAGGCAGUGCCGCUCCUCCCCAGACCUCCUGACGGACGUCUCCAAGCAGGUAUGUUCCCCCAGCAUCAGCAAGAGCCGGAGCUCCUACCAUGCCAACGGGGUGCACGCCUCUGAGCCCAUGCUGGACAGCUGCCGCCGGAGCUCCACCAUGGAGGUGACGUUUGCCGCUGAGCUGGAGCGCUCCAAGCCCGAAGCAUCCCCUGCCUUCCUGCCCCACUCCAAAAGCUCGUCCGCCUUCCCCUUGGUCUAUGCCGAGCUGGAGCUGGAGCGGGCAUGGGAGCCUGCCGACCUCUUUGGUGCCAGGAACCCCUUGACAUCCUUUCGGCCCCACCACCAGUUUGCUGGGAACAGUAAAAGCACCUCAGUGGGCAACAUGCGGGAGGUGAGCUCCCGGCCGCUGGUGUACACAGAUGUGCCAUGCCCCGCACCCAUGGCCGCCCCGGCCCCACAGGUCCUCUUCUACCUGGACAGGCCCCCGCAGCCCCCGUGCCAAGCACCAGCACCCGUCGAGGAUGCAGCAGAACCAGUCGGUGGAUGUGGCCCCAUGACAGCAAAACCCCCCAGGCAGAGCCCGAGUGGGACGCAGGCUGGGGAGUUUCAUCGUCAGGCUGCGUGCGUGGCAGUGGACACGAGCACGGCCCCGGCAGAGGAGAGCAGGUCGCUGGUUCACUCCUUCAACUAUGGCCUUCAGGAGCAGCCUCCCAAGCGGUCUUGGAGCCAGUCGGACAUGAAAACCAUCCGCUUCCCCUACGGCUCCGAGUUCAGGCCCCUGGGACCGUGCCCUGCACUGAGCAGCCGGAAAGCAGGCGUCUGCUGGCACGUGCCAGCCCAGCAAGCGCUGGCGCCGGGGCUGCGGCGCUCGGCCGAGCGCUACGUGGGCAGCAGCACUGAGUCCAGCGACUCCGACUCUGACCUCCUGGCCACCGACUACUGCUCCAUGUACGGCCGGGCGCUGCGGUCGCCCAUGGCCAGGGUGCGGGUGUCCUCCGGCAGCCUCCAGCUGGAUGAGGAGGAUGAGGAGGUGGCCUUCGCCACCAGGGCUGCUGAAGAGAGGACUUCCAGGGGGGCCUCCAGGUAUUUCACCUAG
This is a messenger RNA of Opisthocomus hoazin, 1977 nucleotides long. Lineage: Eukaryota; Metazoa; Chordata; Aves; Opisthocomiformes; Opisthocomidae. The record is from RefSeq and is a predicted model, not a curated record.